Molecule: messenger RNA, 849 nt
Organism: Funneliformis mosseae
Lineage: Eukaryota; Fungi; Glomeromycota; Glomeromycetes; Glomerales; Glomeraceae
Source: the annotation of a GenBank genome assembly
AUGAUUUACGGAAACAGUUUACAAGAGAGAGGUUUUGACACCCCUCUGUGCGUAAUUCAAAAUAAACUCCUGGUAUUCUUUUGUUUCCCUUUAAAAUUGUUUCCGGCUACCUUGUCCAUCUAUUUAUGGUUGGAAACAUGCUUCAAUUAUCAAGUUGAAGACAAAUACUUUUGGCAUAUUAGUGGAAUGAUAUGGGGUCUAACGAUAUUAAUAAAUGGUGUCGAAUUGAUAAUUAGCAGUAAAGAACAACAUUGGGGAGUUCAAACUGCCGUGUUGUCCUGUAAGCAAACUCCUUCGACCCACGUAUGGUUGACCUACAUCAUUCCUACUUCCAUCCUCGCCAUUACGUCCAUAAUUAUCACAGUUCAUUCCAUAUUGAUUCUUUUGAGACGAUGGCGUUGUCACAACCGAAAUCAAAAUCGUCACACAGCGAUAACCCUCGGUGAUGCCGCUAGAUUAGCCGUUUUCAGCUUUUUCUAUUCGUUGAUGCUUUUGGUCUCCCUGAUACCCUCAAUUAUCAUGAAGAUUAAUCGCGAUGAUCCUUCAGGGGUCAUUGACAAACUUACCUUCUCUGAUUUUGCUUCAUCUACCUACGGUACGAUCUUAUUUAUGAUUUUCGGUACAACAAAAAAAGCCGCCCUCUUUCUUCCUUGCUGUUAUUAUUCUCCUCCAAAAGAUCGUGCGUAUAUGCAAGAGCAUGAGUCAAUAGACCUACAACAAUUUAAUCCCGGAGGUAGCGGUUCAUCGAUAAAGCAACCUCCUUUACCGGAUAGUCCAAUAACUGAUUCGGGUUUUCAAUCCGUCUCAAGCAGGAUUACGAUACUUGAACAGCAACACAACGUGAUCUGA